CAAAAGUUCAAGGUUUGGGAAAACGUCAAAAUUUAUUCAGUCGUUUUAAAUUUUCUUUUGAGAAUUAAAGUUUAAUAGCUCAUGGGCUCAAAACGUCGAAAAAAUGAAAACAUUCUGAACAAAUGUGUAUUGAGACAGGUGACAUAAAAUCACUUUUUGUAUUUUUAAUAGUUUUUACAUCUACAGUAUUCAUAUAUAAUCAUAUAAAGUUUAUUUAAAGCUCUUAAAAUUGUACAACAGCAGGUUCCCACUAGAAUUUUGAGUAGGAGGCGUUUUAAAGGAAAUAUAUGGUGCUGAAGGUACCACUCACCAAAGUGGAGAGGGGGGUGUCUCCCUGUGAGAUUUUGAAAAUUAGACCCACAUCACCACAAUGACUCUAUGACCACAUGUAAAAAUAUUAUGUUACACCAUAGGCAGCCCAAAACUGUGUGUAGAAUGCACAAAAUGCUUCCAAAUGUCAAUUUAUAUUAAGCUCGCCCCAUUCCUCUAUCAUUUGUCGCGUGCCGCAAGCACUCAUAUGAACAAUGCUUUUCAUUGAGUGCUUGUGGCGCAUGAUAAAUGACAGAGGAAUGGGGCAAGCUUAAUAUAAAUUGACAUGAUUGACAUUUGGAAGCAUUUGAUGCAUUCUACAUGCAGUUUUGGCUGCCUAUGGUUGCACGCGUAAAAAUUGAGAAAAUCAACAACUUGUUCCAGGUUGAUAUCAACAGGCGUGAACAAGGUUGUGCGGCCCACCAUGAACAGUAUUGUCAACAUGUUGUUGCAGCAUUGUUCAACUGUAACAAAGUUCUUGGAACAACAUGGUUGACAACUUGUUCAUAGUUGGCCGCACAACAUUGUUCCCGCCUGUCGAUAUCAACUUGGAACAACCUGUGCGUUUUUAGCCGUGUAGGCCACAUAAAAAAACGAAGUGGCUAUUUGUACUGGAACAGCAUGCCGAGUUUGAUUUGCUAUUCGUACUGCAGUCGGAAUAUUUAAGAUAAACAGAUCCCAAACCAGUGAUGUUUUCCAGGGGGAACGCGGGGGAACGCCGUCCCCCCCACCUUUUUUUACCAGGGGAACGGCGUCCCCCUUGCCAAAAUCAAACAUGGGGGAACACCGUUCCCCCUGGCAGGGAUUAAAUAUUAGCGAAGUUCAGUGAACGCCGUUCGACACCGUCCAAAUAAUUUUGGCUAUCACUUGUUUUACAUACGUGUUAUUUGCCGAAAUUUCUAGCAGACUAGUACAAAAUAAUAGUCUAGAGUCUUAUGAUUGACGUCCACUUAGACAAUUCACAAUCAAUUGUCAUCAGCACGGAGAUAACGUCAGGCAGCAGCCCAGCAGGAUAUAAUUUGGAUUACCUUAUGCAUGGAGUUAGCAGAACAUGAUACCUGAAAAACACGUAGCUUGCGCGCGGUAGAUGUCAAAAAGCAAAUAAAACCACGUUAACUUUCCAAUUUCGAUGAUGCAUUAGUGCUAUGUGAGUCAACCAACUCGGCAAAUAGGCAACUUUGCAAGUUAAAUAUGACGUUUUCACGAGUAACUAAAUAAGCUUGGAUAAUAGAUAUCCUUGAAUCUUUCCCAUUCAUGUUAAUGUUCGUAUUGAAUCAUUUUAUGUUCCCAUUGAUGAUUUUAAUAUUUAAUUUCGCGAUUGCGUGAAAAACUAUACUAAUUUAUAAAAAUCAAGCCUAAGCCAGAAAUUGUAAAAUGGGUUGUUGACCAUUGUAGUUAAUAAGAGAUAUGAUUUCUAAAAGAUCUAAAAUCAUUGAAUUCUUUACUGAAAAAUGUGUGGAAGACUCAAUUUCAGAAGUUGAAACUGGCUUCGUAGCCAUCCGUUAACCGUCAUCCACAGCAAUGUGACAUAUUUUGACAAGCUUGCCUAUUAGACUAAAGUCACUAAAUCCCCGCUUGUUUAAUUUCAUGGCCAAUGGCCACGCCCAAUCGAAUGACCACGCCCAUUUGAUUUUCAAGAGCGUCCCCCCUCUUCUAAAAUUAGCAAAACAUCGCUGCCCCAAACCCUUCUCUAACCUUAACCAAUAAAUGUCUAAUAAACUAUUUGAGAGUUAAAAAAGUCGGGAAAAAAUUUUUUUUAAUACUUCAAGAAAAAUUUCUAAGUCAAACAGAAAACCGACAGCUAAAACUAAACCGAACCCGACCUUGUUUCGCUUUGCACACAGGCAACGCCUUUGCAAGCUCACUGAAAGCUGUUGCAAAAAACUAUUUUAUAGUACUAGUUUACGAAAUGUAAGAAUCAGGUGCCACACUCCAGUACGAAUAGCAACUUCGUAAAAAAAAAUAGUUGGUUAGCAUCCUCGCCUAGCCUCCUCCGCAGGCAUCUCACCCGACGAAUCGGCAAAACCCAUUCGCAGGCUAGAACCCAUAGAGAGGCCUGCGGAGGAGGCUAAUCCUCGCCCACCCACAAAUUUUUUUAUUUUUUAAUUUUAUUUAAAAAAAACAACAACUUUUAUUGAUCAACGGGCUCUAAUAUAUGUAGUAUGUCUGUAGUCAAUUGUGUUAAUAAAUUUAAAUGUGCAAGUUAUUAACUUCCAAUAUAGUAAAUCUUUAAAUAAAAUACUGUAUCUGCAAAAAUGAUGGUAUGAAUCAUAUUUUGAAGUAUAUAAAAAAUGUACUGUGCAAGAAAAUACAGUUUCGGACCUAAAACUAAGGCAUUAAAAAUUAGUAUAAAUUUAAAAAACCCGCCCACUUUUUGGCAAAAGCUAAGGACGCUAACCAACUAUUUUUUUAUGUGGCCUUAUAGAAGGCAACCUUUCCCUUCGUAUUUUUUUGAAAUAUUUUGGAUUGUAAUUUCAGGAAAUAACCUGAAAAAUCACCAGGUGCCGGCUUCCCAGUGUGGAAAGUUUGUAUUGUGCAACCAAGAUAUUGGGCAUGCCACUAUUUUGAUGCUUUCUUAGUUAUAUAUUUACUAUUAAAUUUUUAAAUCUCGGGUGUGCAAUUUUUUCUUGCUUCUACUGGCAAUCCUGACAGCAGCUUUGUAGAAAGUUGCAUUAUUUACUAUAAAUAUUUUUUUAUUGAUUUCUCUAACUCAAUUUUGAAUAUACACAUUCAUUCAAUUGUUUUGCUGUUGCAAACCUUAACCUUAAGUGAGUGUGAUGGCAUUUGCAACAGUAUUGUGGCAUUGCCAAAUGCUGUAAGAACUUUUCUAAUUUCCAGCACUGAACAUUAUGACUCAACUGUUGAAUAGAAAUUCUGUUGUAAUUACAUGUGUGUAAUUACAUAUAGUACAACUGAUCUUGAAAAGAUAGUUGGAUGAACCAUGCUAGCCUGCUUCCAAUGAUAAAUACUGCUGUGUACUUCGGCUGGAGUUCUAGCAUUUUUGGUCAACUGGAGUUGCAAUGCUUUUUCCAUGCAGCUCCGGCUGGAAAGUCAAUGACAAGAAAUGUGACAAUUUUGUAGAAUUAUAGUGUUGGUUACAAAUAAUGGAGACAUUGAAUUUGCUGAAAGUGUACUGUACAUAUAAUCUGAAGUCAAUUAUCUGUCAAUUUAUCAAGCAUUGCAAAAAGUACUGUAGAUAAUUACUUCUGAUAUUGCCAAUGAUUGCACUAAAUAUUUCAGUAUUGCAACAUACAUGUGAGGGGUUGUUCCUAAUUAAGACAGCUGGCUCACCAUUGUGGUGAUCCUGUCUCACAUGUUGUUCUAAUGUAUUCACAUACAAGUCAGGCUAACAUACUGUACAUAGCUUGUUUGCAGGAUGCUGGGGGUGCCUUCCAUUUAAACGGCAAACUGGUCAAGUUUUUGUUCCAAAAUGUAAAUAAUUGUGCAUGUUAUAGAAACUUUCUUUGCUAUUUGUACAUGUAUAAAUGAAAUAAAACUUAAAGUUUCUGCUUUAAUUAUUUCAAUUUUAUAGCUUUAAGUUACGUUUACACGCUGCAAUUUAUCGUGUACGAUUCGUUUUCUGGCGUAUGUCAUUGAGUAAACACGCGAAAGCUGGCUACAUUUUAAAUUUCUUUUUAACGAAACGGCAAUGAAUUAUGGCGCCAGCACUAAUUUUAAUACGACAGAAUACGUACCCAACAAGCCGCAGCUUUAGGUAUAGUGUGUAAUGAAAAUUAUAGUUCAAUAGUUUUUAUUGUAGGUUCAUGGAGGUACUUUCAAUGCUCAGUUUCCUCGUUCAUGCCUACAACCAAACCUGGAUCUUACUCGUCUCUGUAUUCCAUUGUGUGACAUCCAGAAAGAUAAUUCCUUUGCAGUGGGGUAAUAAAUAUAUAACUUUUAUUAAUACAAACCAUAAAUACUCUAAUUAACCCACUCUUUCCUCUCUCUCUCUUUCUUUUUCUCCUCUAAUGAGACUUCUUCCCUUUUUUCCCCAAAACACAACAAAAAUACAUAUCAGUCUGAUUAGAACAGUUUAUGCUCAUGCAGGCAGGUUGCAUGGCGGCCCGGGACAAAACAUUCCAAGGGGGCCAUUAUGAUGUCAAUUGUAAAAGGGGAGAAGUGAUGUUUUAUAAUUUAUACGCCGAAGGCGUGAUGAUUAUCGGUGAAAAUAAAAAAUAAAAAUUUCUUCGUCAUUUAAUUGACAAAAUGGUUUCGGUCGCCAUUUCGAAAAUCGCUUAGCUGAUUAUCGCGUUUUAGUAUUUUUGCACAAGUGAAUAUAACAAAUUCUACAACCUGAUUGAUCAAAUUUGACGUAAUACUGGUGAAUAUAACAAAACCGAAAUUUGCAAAAUGGCGGCUACCCGUUUUGUGGAAGUUUACUGAUAAAGAAAUAAGAGAAAUUAAAAUAAAUUCAGUCUCAAAAAACACAAAAGAUUUGUGUAAAAAUACUAAAACAAUUAUUCGCCUCAGGCUCGGUGAUUAUCGGGGAAUAUUCACCUCGACUUCCCCGAUAAUCACCUCGCUUUCGGCGAAUAAUUGUUAAAUAAUCACGUCAACGGCAACCAAUCAGCGUGGAGAAUUUUCAGUAAUCACCUAUAUAUAAUUAUACUAAUAGUCAUACAUAUUAUCCGACACUAACGCAACUCAAGGAUUUAUUUCUCAGUUAUAAGCAAUCUUGAAGCAAGAAAUUUAAAGGGCCUUCGUUGCUUUUGGGGCCCCUAUUAAGCUGAGGUCCCAGGGCAAAGUGCCCCCUGCCUAAAAUAAAUUAACUAAAGACGUAAUUAGCUAAAGACGUAAGGUAAUCUCAUAGUAAUGGAUAUUUAUGUCUAGUAAAUCUAGUUUAUACUGCACAUCAAUUGUUUUUAAUCAGUUAUCCACAAUUGAAUUUCCAGCUAACGUUAUUUUUUCAUUCACUCAGACAUGUAUUGCUUGGUUUCACCAAAUGUGGGGAAUAUUUAAUGUCUUACUACAAAGAAUUGCAAGAUGAUGUUUCAUUUGGCUUACCAAUGUAUAAAUAUACAUUACAUUGGUGGAAGUUUAAUCUGAGGAGACCAUUACAGCAGGUACAAAAAUAGAGAAUAACUUAUGAUUGACUGGCAGAGUAUAAUGUGAAUAUCUCCUUUUCAUCGUAGGUUUGCCAUGUAUUGUUAUUUGUUGGUGAAGUCAUUACUGAAGAUCUUUUAUUAAUUGUCUGUCAUACAUUGAACGACAAUAGAAUUCUUGUCCAUGGUUAUGCGUAA
Paramuricea clavata is the source of this 5549-nucleotide messenger RNA. The record is from the annotation of a GenBank genome assembly. Lineage: Eukaryota; Metazoa; Cnidaria; Anthozoa; Malacalcyonacea; Plexauridae.